This is a messenger RNA of Trichoderma citrinoviride, 690 nucleotides long. RefSeq lists its product as hypothetical. NCBI's taxonomy places the organism in Eukaryota, Fungi, Ascomycota, Sordariomycetes, Hypocreales, Hypocreaceae. Bases 1 to 624 code for a protein of 207 amino acids. The transcript has 2 exons. The record is from RefSeq and is a predicted model, not a curated record.
AUGGAGAAGGCGGCAGAAGACGAUGAAGGGAAAAACGGACAUUCCGCCAACUUCCUUGGGGUGCGCGCGUGCUUGCAGAGCCGUAUGCUGUCUAUGAUCCGCAGACGUAACAUGAGCGGUGGUUGGACAGCGCCGAAUGCACGCGACAAGAGCCAAUUGCCGAUCUCGCCGGCUUUUGACGUCGCUACACAAGCCGCGCACAUGCAUGUGUUGACCCCGUACAAACAGAGUCUUACUGGUCCAGUACAAACGGUCCAGCUGGAGAAAUCAGCAUCAAGGCGAUUGGUUACAAUAGAGGAUAUUCCCAUGAUCUGCACCGGAGAUCUUCAGACGAGUCUAUUGUUGCAUGGAGCAGCUCCGCCCAUGGCACCUCACCUGAUGCAUCACCAACGGAACGCGGGGAAGCGAGCAAAAACAAGACGGAUCAGCCCUGCCAGUCGUCCAUCGAGACUGCGUGAAGAGAAAGUUCCCGAGUGGCAGAUGGUCAAUUCCCAUUGGCUUCGAGAAAAUGAUGCCAAGUCAAUAAACCACGAUAAUAUCACCGGUGAGAAGCACCCGGCACACUGCUCGAAAACCCCGGGCAAGGACGGGUUUGGCGUUGGGGGCUGUCAGCAAUCUAGAUGAGGCUUCCAUCCCAGCCGUUUGCUAGUUGGCUAGGAAGGGGCCGAGAGAGAUAAGCAUAAAAAAAGG